Mesoplodon densirostris (Blainville's beaked whale) is the source of this 1294-nucleotide messenger RNA. It is a transcript of the gene TMEM89, whose product is annotated as transmembrane protein 89. Lineage: Eukaryota; Metazoa; Chordata; Mammalia; Artiodactyla; Ziphiidae. Bases 341 to 820 code for a protein of 159 amino acids. The record is from RefSeq and is a predicted model, not a curated record. The transcript is spliced from 2 exons.
UGGACCAUGGGGCUGAGUCUGGGCAUGGGGGGGCAGGGAGCAGCUCUGUGUGCUUAGCUUGGUUGGCCUGUGGUUGAUGCUGCCACUGGUGGAGAGCAUGUUAGAUGUAUGUUAGAUGAUGAGGAGGGAGAGGGGGAAGGAGGCAUUCUUUCAUUGCUGGGCCCCAAGCCUGCCCUCCUCCCUGCCCUGGAAUCCCACCCCGCCCCAUAUUUUCUGGCCAGGCCACCCCUCCUGAAAGCCAUGGGCCCAGCUGGAACCUACUGCCUCACCUGCCCCUGGGGGAGGGGUGUUUGCCCGUUGCCAGGCGCCCAGGUUCCGGCCCCUAGUACUUGCAGCAGCCAUGCUGCACACACAGUCCUUCCUGCCAUGGCUGCUUCUGCUAGCAAUGCCUGUCUGCGCCCACACCUGGUCACGGCCCCUGUGGUACCAGGUGGGGCUGGACUUACAGCCCUGGGGGUGCCAGCCAAACAGCCUGGAGGGUUGCAAGGACAGCCUGGGUUCUUCUGGCCAUUGGAUGGGCCUGGGGGUGAACUGCAUCUACCCAGUGGCUGGGGUCACCGUUGCCACUACCAUGGUGCUGAUGCUCAGCCAUGUGGUGAUGCAAUGGCGGCGCUCACAGGCCACUAAGAGUGAGCAUCUGCAGGUGACGGCUAACCCCUGUGCACCCUGGAAACGACGGGCCCCGAUCUCAGACCGUACUCUAGUCCUUGGGGUCCUGCAUAUGCUGGAUGCCCUCCUGGUCCAUAUUGAGGGCUAUCUGCAGCGUCUAGCCACCCAGCAGCGAACCCAAAUAAAGGGGACUCCUGCCCAGAGCGGGUGACCCAACAUACUCCUCUCUUUGCCUGGUGGCCUGUUGGGGUGGGGAUGGCCUGAGGCUCUGGGCCAGGCUCAGGCCUGUGUGUCUUAUUCUCUCCAGGCCUGUCUGGACCCUGUGCCCCUUUUCUACUUUUAGAGCCAGCACACCCAUCGAGGCCUCGGUGCCCAUUGAUGGCUGGGCAGAUGGGGCCCGGGCUGGCUCACACUGCUCCAUUGCCCACACCAGCUGACCCCCUCCUCUCUAGGGAUCCCACUCAUAAAUACAAUUGCUCCUCUGGGGCUCCUCAGGGGCCCCCAGUGUGGUGGGAGAAGACUUGGCCAAAAGGGCAGAUGUGGGUGGUCCAGAGAGGGCAGCCCAGAGGUGACCACCUGGCUGAGUCAGGAGCUAGAGCUCCUGGUUGAGCCUGUGGGGCCUGAGCUGGGGCUGGGGGUAGAGGGAGGGCCCUGGCUGCCUUCAUCUUUGUGACAUCUCAAACAU